This is a messenger RNA of Mauremys mutica (yellowpond turtle), 2116 nucleotides long. RefSeq names its product odd-skipped related transciption factor 2 (gene OSR2). NCBI's taxonomy places the organism in Eukaryota, Metazoa, Chordata, Testudines, Geoemydidae. The record is from RefSeq and is a predicted model, not a curated record. The transcript has 4 exons. Gene Ontology annotation, cellular component: nucleus. The coding region runs from base 505 to 1443 and encodes 312 amino acids. Gene Ontology annotation, biological process: urogenital system development; embryo development; regulation of transcription by RNA polymerase II. Gene Ontology annotation, molecular function: DNA-binding transcription factor activity, RNA polymerase II-specific; RNA polymerase II transcription regulatory region sequence-specific DNA binding.
GGGUGGGACAGCGGGCGGGGACAGUGCUCCACGCCACUUACUGCUGAAAUGUGAUGGACCUGGGAGGGGGAGACUCAGACUUGUAUCAAACUUCGCAAGAGUUGACGGCAAGAGGCUCAAGGAGAAGGCGAGGCAGAGUGAUUAGGAGAAAGGUCUCUACACAAUUCCCCAAGCAAGCGAGGACUGUACACACUUCCGCAGCAAGAGUCCCAAAGACAAGGAGAAACCCUUGAGUAAUUUCUAACCCUUCUCUUCUUCCUCCUCCACAAUAUGCUGAAAGCUAUUCGGACUCAGCUUUGCUGAACUCUUAUGGUGGAGUUUUCCGCCGGUUCGCUGUGGAUCUAAUGACACUACAAAGACGCUAGGAUCGCUUCUUAAACUUUGCGUUGUGAGGGGCCCUUUAGGAGAAGCUCAUUGUGGUAGGAUUUUCUGUCGUCGUUGUUGGAAGUUCAGAAAGUCCCGAAGAAAGGUAAAGGGUUCUGCUGCUUAGGUCCCUUUGGGAAGAUGGGAAGCAAGGCUCUUCCAGCUCCGAUCCCACUCCACCCUUCACUGCAGCUCACUAACUACUCCUUCCUCCAGGCUGUGAACACCUUCCCAGCAGCUGUGGACCACCUACAAGGUCUUUAUGGACUCAGCGCGGUGCAGACCAUGCAUAUGAACCACUGGACAUUGGGAUAUCCCAAUGUGCAUGAAAUCACCAGGUCUACCAUCACGGAGAUGGCUGCAGCUCAGGGCCUGAUGGAUGCCAGAUUCUCUUUCCCAACGCUACCUUUCGCCACACACCUCUUUCACCCAAAGCAAGGGGCCAUUGCCCAUGUAAUCCCAGCUUUACAUAAAGACAGACCCAGGUUUGAUUUUGCCAAUCUGGCCGUGGCCGCCACGCAGGAGGACCCACCAAAGAUUGCAGAUCUGACCAAGCUGAGUCCAGGACUUGGAAGUCCCAUCUCAGGGAUCAGCAAACUGUCUCCGGACAGAAAGCCUUCCAGGGGCAGGUUACCUUCCAAAACGAAAAAAGAGUUUAUCUGCAAGUUCUGCGGCAGACACUUUACCAAAUCCUACAACCUGCUCAUCCACGAGAGAACCCACACAGACGAGCGGCCCUAUACCUGUGACAUCUGCCACAAGGCUUUCCGGAGACAGGACCACCUCCGAGACCACAGAUAUAUCCAUUCCAAAGAAAAACCUUUCAAAUGUCAGGAAUGUGGGAAAGGAUUCUGCCAAUCCAGAACUCUAGCAGUUCAUAAAACUUUACAUAUGCAGGAAUCUCCACACAAAUGCCCCACAUGUGGAAGAACCUUUAAUCAGAGAAGUAAUCUGAAAACUCACCUUCUUACCCAUACAGACAUCAAGCCCUACAACUGUGAGCAGUGCGGCAAAGUGUUCAGGCGAAACUGUGAUCUGCGGCGGCACAGUCUAACUCACACCCCGCGGCAGGACUUCUAGAGCAGCCAAGGACCUGCACCUGCCUCUGCAGCUCCAAGUUGCUAAUUUUGCUCAAGGACUUAAUUGUAGAAAGCUACACACACACACACUGGGGCCGAGACCGCAUACCACACUCCAGCAAAAUUCCCUUAGGGAGUUGUGGACUGCAGGAUCGGGCUCCACUCCUAUCCACACAAAGAGCAUAUGCUAGUCUCUUGUAGAUAUUCGCAGCUCAUUUUAGAGCUCUGUACAGAAUGUGGUUUUAUUUUUUUUCAUAUUGUCCUGUUGGAUGCACAUUGAUAACAAAUCUGGGAGUCAAAAUAUCUUUAAAAAGUGUAUUUCAAAAUAAAUCCCCCCCAUACCUCCUGCUUUGUCGUAUUACUUUCCUAAACAUUUUGUUCUUCUGCUGUGUCAGCUGCAAUAGUAACUUAUAUUGAAUAAAUUUCCCCAUCUGGGCAAUUGUAUUGUCACAACGUUUCUGAAAAGUGUUCUUGUUUUCGCUUUUAUGACUGCUGCUUUUGUGUUAUCUAUUGUAAAAUAAAAUGAAAGUGCCCGUAUUUACAACUCCAUUGCUUAAUAGCUUGAAUGUCUACAUUAAGUAUUAGCUUUUGUAAUUUUUUUUAUUGAAUUAACGACUUUUAAAAAAGAAAUAGCUGCAAAUAAACAGUGCCUGGGAAAUAAUGUAUGCAACAAU